Messenger RNA from Penaeus indicus, 5500 nucleotides. RefSeq names its product activated Cdc42 kinase-like (gene Ack-like). Gene Ontology annotation, biological process: protein phosphorylation. The record is from RefSeq and is a predicted model, not a curated record. The coding region runs from base 570 to 4271 and encodes 1233 amino acids. Lineage: Eukaryota; Metazoa; Arthropoda; Malacostraca; Decapoda; Penaeidae. Gene Ontology annotation, molecular function: protein binding; ATP binding; protein tyrosine kinase activity. The transcript has 20 exons.
GCUGCCUCGCCUCCCGUGCGUGUCGCUCCCGCCCGCUCGCCCGCUCGCCCGCCCUCACGGAGCUAGUCGGCGCGUCCCGAGGCUUCGCGUGGAAUCGCCGCCGAAGCAGUGCUGUGUUUGCGUGCGGCGCAGGAUUGUGUGCACUAGAUGAGUGUGCACGCCAAAGGACUGUGUGAGCUAGAAGGUUGCGUGCGUCGAAGGAUUUCGUGUAUUAGAUGACAGCGUGCGAUAAAGGACUGUGCGAGCGAGAAGAUUGCGUGCACUAGAAUAUUAUCUGCGCCGAAGGAUUGCGUGCACUAGAUUUCGGCGUGUGCUAAGGGACUGAGGGAGUGAAAUUGCGUGCACAGGAGGAUUGCGUGCGUCUAGGGAUUGCGUGCGCCAAGGAGUCAUCGCAAGAAGCAGUGAGAUGGUGAUGAGGUAGCAGAAGGAGAGGGUGGUAACUCCUGCCGGACCACGCCACCACAGCCACGCCGUAAGGGACGCCGCAGCAGCGACGAGCGGCGCCCGCAGCCUCCCCGCAGUGCGCUGCCGCCGCCGCCACGUGCUCCGCCGCCGCCGCCGCCGCCGCGAUGACGACCGUGCCGAGGGGACCCGGCCUCUACGAGUUCCUCACGGAGGCCGAACUCCAGCACUACUACAAUAACUUUAAGAAUGACCUCAAGGUGCAAAAUGUCGGUCAGCUUAAAUUCGUGGCCGACGAGGACUUGCAGGCCAUGGGCAUGUCCCGACCCGAGGUGCGCAGACUCAAAAAGUACUUCCAUAAGUACUGUCCGCAGACUUAUCUUUCCAAAUUCAAGAAGAUCCUCUUAGCGAGGAAGGACGGCCAGGACAGCCACGAGGUGGUCGUGCCCGACGAGGCGGGCGACCGGCCCAGCGUGCGCGUCCCCAGCAAGCACAUCAUCCCCGCGGACGCGAUCGUCAUCAACAAGGAGCUGGGCGUGGGCGAGUUCGGGGUGGUGCAGCAGGGCGUCUGGACCAACGAGGAGGGCGAGAGGAUUCAGGUAGCUAUUAAAUGCCUCAGUAAGGAGAGGAUGCAGACCCAGCCGAUGGAGUUCCUGAAGGAGGCAGCCAUCAUGCAUACCAUAGACUCCGAGCAUAUUGUGAGACUGUAUGGUGUUGUGCUGGACACAAAUGCCCUAAUGCUGGUAACAGAACUGGCUCCUCUUCGGUCUCUGCUCGAGUGCAUCAAGGAACCCUCACUGAGAGUGAGUUUCCCCGUCACGUCACUCUGCCACUUCUCCAUACAGAUUUGCGAUGGCAUGUCAUACCUUGAGGGCAAGAGACUUAUUCACAGAGAUUUAGCUGCAAGAAAUAUCUUGGUGUUUUCCAAAAACAAGAUCAAGAUAUCAGACUUUGGUCUAUCAAGAGCUUUAGGUGUUGGAAAAGAUUAUUACCAAACAAAUUUUAAUGUUAAUUUGAAACUCCCAAUUGCAUGGUGUGCUCCAGAAUGUAUAAAUUACUUAAGAUUCACAUCUGCCUCGGACGUGUGGGCCUUUGGAGUAACUCUGUGGGAAAUGUUCAGCUAUGGCUUCCAGCCCUGGGCUGCACUUACAGGACAGCAGAUACUAGAAGCUAUUGACGAGCCAAACUUCCAACGUCUUGAACAACCUGAAGCUUGUCCCAAAGAAUAUUACACCAUAAUGCUCAAGUGCUGGCAACAUGACCCUGCAAAGAGACCCAAGUUUGCAGAUCUUAUGGACAUCUUGCCUGAUUGCAAGCCAGAGCAAGUCCAGGUAGUGCGGGAUUGUGAGGACCCUCCGACCACACCUGGAGGCAAGAGGGACCGACUGCAGUACUCUGUUGGAGAUGUCAUCACUGUCUUAGAUAAAAGACCCGUGACAGACAACCCAGGAGUAUGGAAAGGGGUGCUGAAUACAGGGAAGACGGGACUCUUUAACCCUGCCAACACUGUCACUUACUUGGGCACGAACAUUCCUUCCAAUAAGUCAUCUUUCCAGAGAGGAGAUGGCAAAAACCCUUACUCUUCGCGACGCCGGCUGAGGCCAGAGAUGAUAUCUGGGCCUCAAGGAGAUUUCAAGCACACCGGACACGUAGGACUGGACGGGGCAUACUUUGGUGAUGUCUCCUUCCUCGGAGAUAAGUAUCAUCAGUUGCCGAAGCAGAUUGUAACCCCAUACAAGCCAUCGGAUGACCACGAUCAGUCUACGUCGCUGACCCGUGCAAGCUCCGACGUUUCAGACAGAGCGCCAUUACUAAAGAAGGUUGGCGACAAGGGUAAGUCUGGCCCGGCAGCUGAGCACAACUGGUCGGACACAGCCAGUGAGGACCAGCCAGACAGUCCAGCUCGCACACGGCAGUCAGACCAUGAGUACCACGAGAUCUCUGACGAGGAUGAGCCUUUGCCCAAAGUGGAGGUAGGGAAGCCGUUCCGGAGCAGCUCCUUCGACUUGGGCCCAAGCCUGAUGGACGAGGUAUUCAAGGCCCUUGGUGGCUCUGCAUCCUCUGGCCCCUCUUCUCUGGAUGCCCCCGGCUCACUCCCCCCCCUGACACCCACACAGCAGUCACAGGCUCUUCUAGAGGACAACGAGAACCAUAAUGUUAAGAAUGAAAUCAAGGAGAUGACUACUAAGUUCUCGAACAAGGAAUGCUCCAAAAAGAAGCAGGCUAUGGUGAAGCCAAUCUCGGCUGCAGAUCAGCGUACCUUAGACUCUGCAAUAGCCAUGGCUAAUGCACUUGCCUCCAAAAGUAUACUGGAAUUAGACCGUAAUUUGGAAAGUUCGGCGGACUCUGACGGUGUCCCGGACUCCCCCAUCACCCCGUCAUCUCCCAGUAAACAGGGAGGGUCUCGCUUUUCCUUCAAAUUCCAUUGCAAGGGAAGUCCAAAGCCAGAGAGACGUCACUUUAGUGCUGAAGCUGCAUCUAUACCAGAUAUUCAGUCAAGUAUAUCAGAGGAGGCCAAAGAAGUGUACAACUCUCUGGUGGAGCGACCAGGCCUGGACUGUGAGCCCUUGGCCUUUCGCAGUGAGCCAGAGCCACCUGUGUGUGAGCCAGAGCCUGCGGAACACAACCCACUGAGGAUGCUUCGAGCCGGGGUCACUGUCAGGCCCAAGAUUAGGGGCAACAAACACAACUUUACCUCAGGCUCCAGCACAAUAGAGAGAAGUCACGGGAUGAAGUCUGGAGGGGUUCGGGAAGGGUUAACGACCACGGCAAAUAAUAAUUUUGACCUUGGAACACACCAGACAUUGCCCAAAGGUUUUAAGCAUAAUAAAGUCCCACCUCCAGUAAAACCAAAACCUUCUCCCUUAGUCAUACCUAACUCUGCCUAUAACGCUAAUAAUGAAUUCGGGGAAGUCAGCACGACACCGGAAAGCACAAGCACUGACGGUAGCAAUCAAGACUCAGUAAAUCCUCUCCCACUCCCCCCUCGAGAUCGAACAAGACAAGCUGCACCCCUUACUAAACCCCGCCACCAGAGAAAACACCCACUCAUCAUCCCCGGUGGCGUGACCAACUCUCUGCUCCGGGGGGGAGGUCACGUGCCAGCGUUAGCGAGCGUGAGUGACAAAAGUGAGCACACCGGCGGUCGGUUGGUCAUCCAGCAUACCCAUAAUCCCUUGCUGGAGACUCAUGGCACAGCUGCGGCAACUACGUCACCAGCUGAUGGAUUUACUAGCGAUGAGGCUACAAGCCCUUCUGGUCCUAGACUACCACCAGCCAAACCUCCUAGAUUAUUUACAAGUACGAGUGCCCUGGAUGACAGCUUUGAGAGUCAAGUGGCCAGUGAGAUGGAUGCCUUGGAUGACAUUCAGGAGGAAGAGCAAAGUCUCUCUCCUGUAGGUCCUCUACCUCCUCCCUUUCCUAACUCAGAUGCCUUCACUAACUCUUCUGACCCUCAUGUAACCACUAAUGGCUUUGGGGAGGGACCAGGAGGCGGCAGUGGGUCCCUUUACCAGUCUGGGGAUCAUGUGUCUUGUGAAGACCUGCUGGACUUUGCCAUGGACCGACCCAACUCGAGGCGGACACAGGGACCCGCCCGAGGCACUCAGUCAGACGAAGUCCACAUCAUGCAGAAAGUUCUCAAGAAUGAGCAAGUUUCACCUGAAGAAUGUGUUGUGGCCCUGAAUGAAUGUGAGUGGGAUGUGCAUCGUGCCCUAAAGCUGGUACAUCUCCAGCUUCUCUUGAUUGUUCACCGGGUGCCCAUAGAAGUAGCUCGCCAUACGCUGGCCUCCUUCUCUUGGGACGUGAGCAAAGCUGCCUCCUACCUGAUGGCCACGAGAGGAAGUGAUGAGGACACGGCACAAGUCUGAUCUGCUGUGUCUCUAGUGAAAGUUAGCCCGGUGUAAUGAUGACGGUUUCAUUCUUUUAUUUUUUUUUUGUUUUGUUUUAUUUUUUUUUGUUAUAUAUUCAUUUGUCUUUUCAUUUAAGGGGAGUUGUCUUUUCCUUAAGGAAAAUGCUUACUCAAUUUGUGCAUUCAGUAAUGUGUAUUACUGAAAAAUGUUAGAAGACUGAUGUGAUGAAAGAGCAACAAAAAUGUCAAACUCAAGACAGCAAUGGAGCAAUGUCAUAAACUAAUUGCCUGUCAUAGAAUGCUUGGACAACCUUUUCUGUGGCAGCAGUUUACUAACUCAUGUAUUUAGUAUUGUUUUUUCCUGUUGCAGUAUCAUUACUCUUCUUGAAUCUUGGAUGUUGAAAAUUGAAUUGUUGAUAUUUUAUUGUCUAGUUAAUAUUCUGGAGACAUACCCUUAAGGUAUAAAACCAUUUCCUUUUUAAUUUUUUCCAGAUGGAUACUGAUUAAUGUGUCUAUAAUGUAUAAAAAGUUACCAGACUCAGACUGAGAACAUGACGUCCGUACUUAGAUUUUAUGCCAAGUAAAUUUAAUCAGCCGUCCUUCAUGCCUACUUAAAUUGCCUCCAGUUUAAGCAGGUGAUGAAUUUAUGCAGUUUGUAAUUAGCAUUAGAGAAAAGAUAAAUUAUUUAUGACAUCCAACUCUUCUUCUCUGUUUUCAUUUAUCUCUUCCCAUAAAGCCUGACUCUCCAAAAGCCUAAGAUAAUUCUCAUUUCAUUAAUAUUAAGGUAGAUUUCUGCUCUUCGGUAGAUGUUCUAUUUUCUGAUACUGUGGAAUAACAAAUGCUCCUUUUCUGUUCAUAUUUAUCAGUAAUAAAAGUUUCUAAGGGUUUGUAAUUCUUAGGGCAGCUGAUGACUGUUAUUUGAUGGAUAAAUAAAAUAAAUACUAUAAUAUCCGUAACCAUGAGAAUGAGUUUUGGUCAAGUUUGAUAUUCCUAUUCAAGUAUGAUGUUGUUUCUUUAUUAUUUAAUGCUUAAUGAUACAGGGAAGCUAAUGUAUUUGAGGAAGUUGUAUUAUGCUGCUCUUUAUGAUAAAGGACAGAAAAUAUUUGCUCUUUUUGGAUUUAGUUUUGACUCUUGAAGUUUAUAGGUAUUUUUUUUUAUAAAGGCAUUUCAUAUCUUUAUUCAUUCCACUAUUGAGAAUAUGUACAACUACAUAAUCAUAUUGUAUUUUUUUUUUAUUAUUAUUAUUAU